Amoebophrya sp. A120 is the source of this 14142-nucleotide messenger RNA. NCBI's taxonomy places the organism in Eukaryota, Dinophyceae, Syndiniales, Amoebophryaceae. The record is from the annotation of a GenBank genome assembly.
CAUGGCUUUUGCGGAUGAACAAUAGCUGUCUGGUGAAUCAUGAAGUAGACCAAAUUAGUCUGGUAGCUUGCGCAUAGUGGGUGAAUAACGUGGAGAAUGAAGGAAAGAAGUAUCCUUCCACCUCUUCGUGACAUAAAUUUGAGUGAGUACUAAAUAUUCUCCAUGGUGCCGCAGGUCGUCUCUCCGGCAGGUGGUGCGGCUGCAGAAGCAGUUCUGAUAAAAAUGAAACAAAAAUCCGCAAGGGCAAACACAGCACACCAGCGCCGGGCUCCGGGCGCAACACCUUCUCCCGGACGAGGGCGCGGAAGCAGCAGCAGCGAAGCGAUGGAACAAUUACCACGAAGGAGGAGGACCACCACUUUUCUCUACUCCGCCUGCACGGCGACCCUGGCCGCAACAACUGUUCUGUCCAGGACUGCCGUUGCCACGGAUCAUGCGAGUUUAACGAAAAUGAAGUUUUCCUACGGGACCCUGAAUCCGGCGUUUGAUCCGGCCACUUUCGAUUACACGUUGUCGGUUCCGCAGUGCAACGGCGAGCCACUGAUGAAUUUGGGCGCCGACCUGGAAGCCUCCGCCGGCGGAAAAAUCAUGGUGACCAUGGGAGAGUUUGAGGACGACGGCAGCGCGGUGCUGUCGACCAUCAUACGGAGUAGUGAGGCCGGGAUGGGAACCGGCGACUUCGCGGGUGGCGACAUAAACGUCGCGCUCACGGAAGAGGCCCAUUCCGGAGCCGAACCGCUCAUGUACAAAGUCUACGUCACACCCACGCUCGACGACGAGAAACUGAAGAAAAAGGCCUGUGAAGCCACGGGGUAACAAGUGCUUAAGUAGAAAUCUUCUAGGCGCUCUGCAAAACAAUGAAUUCUAUUAUUGUUGACCCCCUAGCAGUGCGGCACUAGGUCUUGAUCAUCAAUAGACCAGGUGGACCGUGGCUUACGCGCUGGCGCACAAGAAAUAAACCGGCUACAGAAUCUACUACACUAGUAUAUGUGCUGAUCACUUUCAAAUUCAAACUUGCAAAAAACAAAAUCAUUGAAGAAUUCAACGAUAAUAAAUAAGGUCGACCACGACAACUAGUUCAACGAUCCCUCCGAUCACUUGUCCCAUCUUGCACGCCACACUGAGUAAAGGCUUCUGCCGGUGUAACGACGGCUUCGUGGGUAGCUUGCAAUUGCACGAUCGCACAUGGUUCGGGAAGUGUAUCAAGAGACCACCGAGGUACUUAGUUGUACUAUACGGAAAGUUUUGCUUCAUCGGGGGACGAAUCGAAAUAAAGGUAGCAUCGCUUCUAACAAAAAUAUGAUGUUGGUCGUUUUUUGUAUGCAAGAAGACUGAAUGAUAAAUGUGCGUACACUUCAUCAAAUCCAUAUGCUGAAUAAACAGUGGUGCGUGGCCGUGCCAGGGCACAUUUCCCUUCAGUUGUGGCCGGUGUCCGACGUGCCAAGAAGCAGCAACACUACUGGAGGACGUGAGCAAUUCGUGUAGCUUGGACCAGAUUCACUUGAACGAAAUGGUGUGGCACACGCAGAAGGGAAGCUUCGCCACGGUAUGAAACUGUCAUCAAAGUCAAAUCUUUUUGUUGUAUAGAUACUUCAUAAUCAACCAAUUGAAUGAUAUGCAUCAGGCGAACUACUACAACAGCAAGAAAAAAAUUUUGAAUUGGUACUUCAGUCGUGAGUUGUGCCACCCGAGACAUACAUGCUGUCUGGGAUAUGACGAAUGGAAUUUUUUGUAAGUGAUUACCACCAGCAGCAGCAAGGUGAUGCAGCUGAGCUUGAUGUGCCUUAUUCCGUUUGGUGAUGGUGGCAACGUAUGGCAAACGCCGACUAAAAUAAACGCAACGUUUCGACUCGUCCUCCGCACGCGAUCAGGUUCACCCCGACAUCAAGGAGAAACUAUGCGUGUCGCCAAUUUUAUCCAAGAAAAAAACAUUGUAGGUGUAAAUUUUUUGUGGAACAGCAUUGCAAAUUGGUCUGGCAUGACAACAAAAACCUGUCAUGCGCAGAUAGUACGUGAAAACGCCGGUUGAUGGACCCUACGAUGCAUGCGAAGCAUGACAGACGCAAUCAUCUUGCAUGUUGCGCAUCACAAAUUUACACUAACAACGUUUUUUUCUUGGAUAAAUUUGCCGCUGGCGCGUGGAGCUCGCGUGGAACUCCUUUACCACCUGCCAGUCCCUUAUCAAAUGCAAAAAUGCCUGGGUCUGGAAGGUUAGAACUUGUGAUGCUAAUUUUGGACUCUAAAAAAAUCUGUAUUGCAUGACCAGCAAGAGGAGUCCAGUUUGUACUACGCGGGGAGGGCGUUUGUCAUGCGGAGUAGGCAUCAGGAAGCGCUCUAGAAGUCUGUGAUGCUAGGUCGUGCAUUACAGACAUCCUGGGUCAUGCAAAACAUGCAUCACUAAUAGACGUGCAAAUGCGUCAUGCAAAAAAAACUAACGCGUCAUGCAAAACAUCCUGGGUCAUGCUUUAGCUAAUAGGCGUCCCCCUCGCAGCUCACCUCCAGGACUUCGGGGACCCCACUUUUCCAAGGUUCUUGGCUGUGGAUGGUUCCUCGAGGUUCGUCCGCGUAGUAUCUUAAGCCUGUCGCACUAUUCCACUUUCACCAGUUUCAACCCUACGGGGGGGAGGCCUGCAUUCCUCCUUACUAGACACCCUUGCUCCCUACUUCUCGUUUCCGCCGGUCGCGCAUGUGCGAUGUUGCCCGCUCGGAGUUUUCUGUUUUCCAUGCGACUCCGCAGCAUCCAAGUUUUUUUUUGGUCAUGUCUUCUUCAGGUUUUGCGCAUGACUGGGCACACUCACAUCCGAGAUCGCUGAGGCGGGUGGGGGGUCCGAGCCAAAAAAAGGUCUUUGUGUCGCUUUGGUUUUCUAGGUGCAAAACAUGCAUGACAAGUCUCAGAAUCUUCCAGACUCAGACACUUUUGCAUUUGAUAUCCCUGGCCCGGGCGCGAUUCGAAGAGGAGGUCCACUGGCGGGACCACACCUUGUCUCUGGUCACUUCCAAGCGGUUGAUUGAGGCGUUGCAUGCCUCCAAGGAUACCUGCCACCUGGUAACCCCGCACCAGAACGCCGCGUCCUCGUGUAUCAACGCUGAAUUAUAUAUGUGUCUACUGGGUCUGCAAGAAGGAUAAGAAGAACAUACUUAGUAACAUUUGUGAUUCUUACGUGACAUGUUGCCUCUAAGCACGAACUUUGCUCCAGAUGACCAUGACCGCUCAGACACAUAUAAUUUUGCAAGCCAUAUCGGUGAUGAUUUCGCAAAAGUUUCUGGUUACCGGCGUCGACCUGCGUUCGGACAUCACGAUUAAAGAGGCAGAGCUGGCGUUCCGGCAGGCCUUCAGCAAGAUCCUGCACCACCCGCUGCGGCGGCUGGACGUGUCGGUGGAACCGGAGACCUGCUCCAAGGACCCGGUGUGUGAUCACAACAUGUGCGGGUACGGGGAGUGUGUGCCGUGGAAGAGUCGAGAACCGCUGGACCUGACCCUCCUGGACGGAUCCUACAGUUCGCGGCACCCCAACCGCGUCGGCGACUACGGGUACCGGUGUUUGUGCAACGAGUGCUUCACGGAAACCAUUUCGGCCGGGGGGCAGCGCACCUGCGUCCGCGACAAGCAGUGCAAACCCAAGAACUACUGCGACCCCAACCCCUGCAACUGCGGCGGGGAGUGCAUCAGCAACCCGGAGGCCGCGGCGCGGGGGGAGCCGGGUUUCACCUGCAAGUGCACGGGCUUUUUCAGCGGGCCCACGUGCGACAAGCUCGAGUGCCCCACCGGGUUCGCGGCCGAGGAAACCUCCAUUUCGCAGGACUUGUGCCAGGAAACCUGCUCCCCCGUCGCGCAGACGAACGCCUGCGACCCCAACCCGUGCCAGCACGUAUGCAUUGCAAAUAUGUCUGGGUCUGGAAACUUGUGAUGCAAGAAAGGGAAUAGUGAACUCACUAUGAUGCGCGGCUGCCAAGCAUGACAAGUCUUUUUCAUGGUUCUGAGUUGCGUACUCCGCAUGAUGAACUGCGUUUUUGCAUGACAGGGGGGAGGAGCUCUUCGCGGCCAUGCAACACAGAGUUCAGAGUCAUGCCAGACUAGCAUGAUAAGUCUCGCAAUCUCCCAGACCCAGACACUUGCAUUUGAUAGCACGGGGGCACCUGCGAUCUCGAUCACGAUGCGCCCGACGGCUUCAAAUGCGACUGCCCGGUCUCGUUUGGCGGGAAACGCUGCGAGCACCUGCACUGUCCCGACGGGUUUGAAAUCGCAACCGGCGGUGACAUCUGCGUGCCGAAGAGUACUAGACUAAUUGACGGCUUUCUGGUGUUUUAGUUUUGCUUUUGGGUGAUGGAAAUAAAAUAUCAUGUGGCGAUGGUGACUUUGACCUCAAAGCAGCUGCUGUACCCGUCGUGGUCACAGAUAUUAUCAUGACUAUGCCCAUGAUAAUAAUUCAUUGAUGGCCUUGUUCAAAAUGAAAAUCAAAAUGAUGUUUAGUGGCGAGCGAAGAAGCUCCUGCUGUAGCACUUGUACAAGAACGACGUGAAAUAAACCACAUUCUGACAGACACAAAUCUUCCGCCGCCACCCAAGAACGACUGCACCGUAUGCGAGGAUAAUCCAUGCAUGAACGACGGCUACUGCCAGGUCGUCGACGAUGACUGCAACUACCAGUGCUCGUGUGUAGCCGGCUUAUCCAAGGAAAAAAGCGUUACAGUUACACAUUUGCAGUGAAUUCAGCAUUACAAAGUUGCAUCGCAUGACGAAGAAAACUUGUAAUGCAGAGAUCAUAAAGCAAAACACGAAACGAGACUCGCAAGCAUUUUGCGCAUGGCAGAGGCCAUCUGUCUUGCAUGUUUUGCAUCUUAGUUGCCGUGGUUCCUUCGGUGGGAUGAGCGUCCGGUGUUGCUUCGGCACUUUUGUGUUGUUGCAUUUGUGAAUGCGAGGGCAGUGGUGGACUGAGGUUGCUGGAGUCCUCCGUAAGGACGGCUCCAAGUUAAUUUCUGACUACUCCGCUUCCUUGUGCCUCUGCUUUAGUGCUAAUUUUUAGUGCUUUAGCUAAUAGGCGUCCCCCUCGCAUCUCACCUCCAGGACUUCGGGGACUCCACUUUUCCAAGGUUCUUGGUUGUGGAUGGUUCCUCGAGGUCUUUGUGUCGCUUUGGUUUACUAGGUGCAUGUUUUGCAUCACAAUGUGUAACUCUAACACUUUUUUCUUUGCAUACGGCUGGACCGGGGACUACUGCGAGACCCAGGAGGACGUGUGCGCUACCGCCACCUGCAGUUCGAGCGAGGUAAGUUUUUUCUAGUAAAGUGGCAAAGGAAAACAACGCGUCUGUCAAACUUUUGACUUGUUCUCUUUUUUUAUUCAAAGAAGAUCAACAUGUACAUGUAAGCAGCACGUGAUAGAAGGGUGGCACUGCAAAAGUAAGUACAGUAAUGCACAGAUCAUGAUCCGAUCCCGUCGAGCACGAGUGGUAGUUUCAUGAAAAAAUAAACGAACAGACCUGCACCCCGGACGACGAGGCGACGACGGGAUACGUUGCUGUUUGCCGCCGGAUUUGGGGGCGCGGCAAACCGGCGCACAUUUUGCGCGGACUUUGCCUCGCGGACUUUCUGGCCCAAUUUGGUCCGCCUCGGAGGACCUUCCCCCGACGGCACUACCUCGAUUUCAUUAGCAGCAUGGUCAAAAAUUAGGAGAGGACCCGUCAGAGGACCCGAGGGUCCUCUGUCGGGUCCUCUGGCCCAAUUUGGACCGCCUCGGACGGCCUUUCCCCGAUGGCACGGCCUCGAUUUCACCAGAGGACUUUACAGAGGACCCGUCAGAGGGCCCGAGGGUCCUCUGUCGGGUCCUCUGGCCCAAUUUGGGCCGCUUCGGAAGGGCCUCCCCCGGUGGUAUGGUCCCGAUUUGGCCAGAGGCCAGAGGGCUGUGCACAUGGACCGUCGAAGGGCUCCGCAGCCCUCUGAUGCGGCACCACGGACAUUGCGGCAAACCGGCGCACAUUUUGAAACGCACUCGGGUGCAGGCGCGCGACCUUCGGCGUGUCUGCAAGCGCGCUGCGUCAGUCUGUCUUAACUACACGGCCCGCAUUGUCCUCGCUUGGUUAUCAAGACCCCACUCGGUUGCAGGCCGCCACAUUUGCCGCGCUUUGGUUGUCAAAGCGCCGCUUUGACAACCACACAAACCACACAAGUUGGCAACUUGUAAGAACCAAGCCGAAGCAAGAAAUGUGCGUCGGUUUGCCGGUGCCCGUGCUCACCGCCAACGCGGCAAGGGCAGGGACCCCUAGCUAAGGCCGGAGCCUCUGGCGCAAGGGCGCACCCCGGACGACGAGGCGACGACGAGGCGAAGGGUCCCGGAUGCACCUUAGCUGGCCUCUCGGCCCGAAACUUUCCGCGGCUCAGAGAGGCCUACAAUUUUCCUGUGCGGGAGGCCCGGAACAACGUUUCCUGUCGGGGGACCCGAGCGCCAAAUUUCUUCGGGGCUCGGGUGCCUUCGAGAAAAGUAGUGAGAAAUCACUGAUUUCUCACUUUUGAAAAAUUCUCACUCUGGAGUCGGACUCCAAAAAGGUUUCCAGCCGUCAAGAUUUCGCGAGAGUGAGAAGUCACUGAUUUCUCACUUCUUUUCUCUAAGCCUUUCGGGAUGUGUAGGCGACUUCUCACUCCGAGUGAAAAAACCAGUGAGCUUUCACUUGGUUUUUUGAAUGUCUUCGGGAGGCAGCGCGAAAGCUCGCUGCGUGCGAAAAGUUAGUGGAGUUUCAUUCUCCCACUUCUCCAGCCUAUCCGUAAAAUAUAGCCAAUAGGAGCGGACUUCUUAGUCCCUUCCUGAGGGGACCUCUGGGCGAGCCCGAAGUGCAAAGCCAGCGCGCUUUCGCUUUUGUUGUCAGCGCGCUCGCAAAGUCAGCCGGCUUUGAUUGCCCCCCCAGGGGAAUUUGUUUUGUGCCGUCGAUCUUCGUGCUGCUGCAGAGGUUUGCGAAGCUUCAAAAGAACUACUAACUUACACUAGCGCGCCAAACUGAUCGACUUCCUUGGCGCGAAUUCUGUUUCUCGAAGGCGUCCGGAGAAAUUUUCCGGCGAAAAGGGGGGGGCUUUUGCAAGUCAUGCUUGAUUCCAGUCAACUUGAUUCCAGGAUCCAACUUGAUUCCAUGUAACUUGAUUCCAGUCACCAACGUGAUUCCAAGAAUUUGAGCAACUUGAUUCCUUGGACGUCCAAAAAUAAACGAACAGACCUGCACCCCGGACGACGAGGCGACGACGGGAUACGUGUGCUUGACUCGGCGCGGCCAUGCAGCCCCGGGCGCUCUGGCCGGGGAUCGUGCUAGCAGGGUUCCAGCUACCACGGCACCGCGUGGCCGAGGCCUUCGGUUCGGUUGUCGGUGGGAAAUAGAAUUCGGAUCGUGGCCGAAUUCUAUUUGGCCGGUGCCGAAUUCUAUUGGGCCGGCUGGCCAUUUUCUCGCACGUGCGCGAUUUCUGGCCGCCCGGCCAAAUAGAAUCUGGCCAGAGCCGCAAUGCUGUUGGUUGUGGGAGCCGUCUGGGAUGGGUUUGGGGUCCGGCUAAUGGUGGAAGAGAAGGGCGCGCCCUCCUCGUUUGUGUGUUUUGCGUGUGGCGCGUGCCUCCCCCGGUGGGCCCGUUUCUUUGCAUUGCGCCGCCGCAAAGCCCCGCGGCCAGCCACAGGGGCGAGCGACCAUGCAGUGGCGCCCCGGUGUGUUGCAGUUCCUGCCGUUUCGUUUCUUUGGGGAUGCAAAAGGCGGUGGGCGCGCGCCGGCAAUUUGCUCUGGCAGCGCCCUGCCAUUGGGGCGGCUGCGCUUCCCGCCGCAAAUUGGAAGGCGGCUUUCGGGCUAUUGGUAUGUCCGUGGGCCCGUGAUAAUAAUCAAUGGCCUGUGGGAGCCGUGACAAGGGGCUGCGAAUAUCUUGGCCCCCCCAUGUUGGCAAUUUAUUUGUCGGGCAACCUAUGGCCCGGGUGGUGCAUCUAUCAGCUGGGCGACCGCGCGCCGGUUCAAUUUGGUGCAACGUAGAAUUGCCCGGACAAUUGCAGGGGUGUGGCGACUCGCGCUCCAACAAUUGCUCCGCGCAUUGGGAGACUCCGGAUCUUCAUAGGUCCAAACGGUUCGCUGGGAGGGCCAAAACAGCCAUACCAAUCGGGUUUGUCGACCCUGCGUUUUUGCAUUUUGUCCAAUCAUAAACAGACCUGCACCCCGGACGACGAGGCGACGACGGGAUACGUGUGCGAGUCCCGCCGCGUCCGGCGCUUAAAUUUUGAGCGGUUCAUCAAGCGGCGUUCUUUGGCGGACGCCAGCGUGGGCAACUUGGAGGAGACCUGGGUGAAGGGGGGAUCCGUGCCCACGGUUUUGCCGUUAAUUCCCGGCGCCGUGGAGCCGCCCACGCCCUCGAAGUGCACCGUGUGGCAAAAAUCCAGUGGGCUCCGCUCGGCGGUGACCCUCUCCGUGAAAUGCCCGGAGGGCGACUCCGCCUGCCAGGACAUGGUUUCGCUGCUGGACACAAAGCACCGCUACGGGGACUGGGCGGACCUGGAAAAGUGGACGCGCAGCAGCUGUGUCGCGGCGCACGUCAACUCCACUAGUGAGCCGACCGAGGAACGCUUGCUCAGCAACUGCCCCAGUCAAAGUACUACAAAGUUUCUUGCACAAAAAAAAAGUCAGUUUUUUGUCAUUUUUUCCAUCGUCGUGCUGUGCCUGUGCAUGUUGGUUUUUCUUCCCAGGGCCAGGUUUUGCAUUGAUAUCGUUCACGCACAUCAUGUGGUCGUGGACAUACAUGUUCCUCCCCAACUACAAAUAGGCGAGAUGAGGAAAGCGUGGAACAGUCUUCACGGGACCUGCCGCUUCGCGGAGCUUGGGUUGGCGGACUGGGACGGCAGCGGCAGCGAGGUGGACGUGGUGAUCAGCGACGCGGGGGUGGAAACUGUGGACGACGUCUACCGCCCGCUGGUGUGCGGGUCGGGCGUCUGCCGGGCGAUGAUUCUCAAGUACUCGGAGCUGUUCAACACCUGCCGGAACUCCGCGCCCGGGGUGAUGGGCAAGCUGGCCCGGCGCGCCAAGGCGCUGAAGAACUUCGCCUCCUCGUGCAGCAACCCGCAGGGCGAGGCCGUGUUGCGCCAACAGCUGGCCGUCAACGGCCUGCUCGACGAGCUCUCGCAGGUCGAGCUGCAGCAGGCCGAAACGUUUGUGCGCAACUCCCUACUGGACCGCAUCGGCUCCACCAUGUCGGACCCCGACCAGCUCCUGGUGCUGGCCCGGCCGUCCCUGGACACCCUGAACACCAUCAACAGCCGGGUCACGGUCCCCACGCCGGCCUUCGCGCCGACCUUGCUUCCGGAGGACCGCAACGGCAAGCUGGCCACACCCUGUGCAGGGCUCUGUUUGGUGGCGACCCAGCCCGGGCCCGACCCGCACGCGAGCAGCGACUAUGCAUUGCAAAAGCAUCGUACUAGUAUAAAUUGCAUCACAAAUUAGCCCAGCACUACAAAUUGAAUGUGCAAUGCUGAUCUCCCUUGCAAAAGAGACUAAAUGCAAUUACUAUGAGUGCGAUGCUUUUGCGAUGCAUAGCGACCCCAGUGCCCACAUGUACGCCACCUUCAACCGACCCAUCAAAGCCGGCCCGUGCUUCACCGGGGCCUAUGAGUAUACUCUCUACAACCUGAUGUGCAACAUGGUUUAUCUUUAGCUUUAGCUUUUCGUGUUAUUUGAUGCCCGCGGCAUAAGUACAACGACAAACCAUGUUCAUGUGGACUAGUAAUAGUAUUGCGCACCUCACAGAAUGGCUUGGGCUUGUCCAAAGUAGAGCCAUUUUCUGAGGCACCAGUAGAGCUGGACGCUGCGUGUAAAAAUUUUCGUGAACAACAAUGCGGGGUCGACUUCGGCAGUGAGGUUGUGGACGAGAAUAAAAUAAUGCUUCGUCGGACAGUGUUACUAGUGAAAAUCAUUGCCGAUGUAUAAUCACAAAGCCUCUUCGGCGUGGCGACGUGCGAGGUGAAGUUCGAACCGUCGACGAUCGCGUCGGCCAAGAACACCCGCGUCUUGACGAAGUUGGACAGCGAGCUGGUGUUUUCCGGCGAAACCUUGGCGUUUCGGCCCGGAUUGCAGCUGGCUCCGUUCACGAACUACACAGUGACCAUCAGUGCGGUAGGGCGUUCUCAAAUGUUACAUUCUCACCUGUUACACGAAUUUGUGAUGCAAGAAUCGCAACAGUGAAAGUGGCAAGAUUGCUGAUUGCAGCUUUCGCAUCACAAAUUUUCCACAGAUUAUCACGCUGUUUAGCCCUUCGAAAAUUUGUCAUGCUAAGCACCUUGACCAAGUGGAGGCUGAUGCCAAUUCUGCAUCACAAAUCCGUGUAACAGUUGAGAAUGUAACAGUUGAGAAUGCCAUACGCGGGGCUGGUGGCGUCGAUCCAAGACGAAACGAUCGACGUGGACACGACCUACUGGUUUCUCACGGGCGCGCCGCGCGGGUCCUCGGUGUCCGUGUCCAUCGCGAUCGGGUGCUACGACGAGUCCGAGUGCUCCUCGAUCGCCCCGGAACUCCAGGCGAUUGCGGACGCCCCGGUAUCGAGCCUGAUCGACCCACUGACCAAGCACAUCCAGGAGUUCCGGUCCACGGUGACGCCGCUGCAGCUGCUGGCCCUGGAGAAAGAGAUUGAAGCGAAGACCGAGAACGCCCUGCUCGUCGCCCAGGGACUGCCCCCGGUGGACUUGAGCAAGACCACCACCCCGCCACCGGAGAUGGGCGAAACCACGGGCGCGCCGCUGGUCGUGACCACGACCACGACCACCACGCCCUUCUCCCUCACGGGCACGCUCUUCGGGAGCGACGACGCAAGCUCGGUUCGCCGAUCCCUGAAAAAAUCUUCUAUUGCAUCCAGUACUACUACUUCCGACAUGAACCGGAUGUUGAAAGAACAAGCAAAGAAGACCACAAAGACCACCAGACGCGGGGAGUUGUCGGCGAGCGAGCGGGCCCUGCUGGAAACGGAGACCCACGUCGCGAAAAUUCCGCGCGCGAUGCAGGGAUUGCAGCCGGGUUUGAACCACGCGCUGUUCGAAAAAGACGUGCGGAAGGCGACUCUGGCGCACAAGAUUGCGCAGUUGGAGGAUCUACGCAUUGCAAAAGGAAAAGUACCGUACUAGUAUAAAUAGCAUGACAAAUUUUAUCAGGAAGAAACUUGGAAUUUGUAAUGCAGAUUUGGGUAGGAAGCAAGAAGAUUUGUCAGGCAUACCUGCAAUUCAUACGAGUACGAUACUUUUGCACUUGAUAGGACCAGAACGGGUUCGUGGACGCGGCGUGGCACCAGAUUCGCCGCAGCCUGCAGGCGGUUGCGGGCGGGUCCGGCGGCGCCGCGACGCCCACCGCCAGCGGCGGCGAGCCCGUCGUGGAGGUGCGCGGAGAAAUGGUGGCCGCGUGGCUGCCGCCGAACACGUGGAUGUUCUUCGCACGCCUGGUGCCCUUCGUCUGUCUCCUCGCCGUCGUAUCAGAUGCAAAUAUGGUUGUGUCUGCUUUCCGGAAGAACCCUUUGGCUUUCAUCUCAGCUUAGUAGGUACGCUGCCCGGAUGAGAAGCUGCUGCAUUUUUGUAUGACAAAAGAGGUUCUACUUGCGACUAUUGUUGGUCAUUUAGUACAGCUUACGCGGGAAAUAAGCGAAAGUAAUGCCAGCAUUAGGCGUUGAAGUUUUCCAGACCCAGAGGACAACAUAUUUGCAGGGCAUACGGCGUGGCCAUGGCGUACAACGGUAACGCGGUGCAAUACUGGAUUCACGACGCGUGCGUCGUGAACGGCGGCUACGUCCUGGCAAACCAGAACGUGCCGCCAAACUUGGCGAAGCAAGAGUACGUCUCCUUUCUCACCGUGGACGUGCACUCCAUGAGUCGCUUGGUGCCCCCCCGGAUUUUGUGGCCGAUAGUCACCGCACUCGUCAUCGCUCUCAGCGGUGUGCUAGGCUACGUCCUGUGCUCCAUGACCGGUGGCAUGGCAUCAGGUACUUAUUUAAGUUCUACUGCGCUUAUUUGCUGGAGUUGUCGUGCUGUGGCAGCCCGACGUCUGCAGCUUUGGGCCUGCAGCUCCUGGGUCGCUUUGAAGUAUAGAGGUGGCCACGUGACGGACUACAGCAUUAUGUUGUGAUUUUUGAAUCCGACGAGGUACUAGUGAUAUUUUAUCAGGUAUUAUCGGUGGGUGCAUGACUAGUUUAGCUUCCGCCGGUGUCUGGGCGAGCUUCUCCGUCGCGAUUGCCACCUGGGUCUCCCCAACCUCAAUACCUUUCUUUCUGUUCCACAUGCGCCCGAUAAAAGCCGGAAGCCGAGUAGUAGUACCCGCCUUUGGCGGGUUCGUGAGGCCACGAACCGGGAAGACCGUGUGGACGCCGAGCGGGCCGUUCAACACGAAGAAGGCCCUUCCAUCUCCCGUGACUGCAGCAACGCCGACACACGGCUCACCACUGUAUAGAAGUCGGAAUAACAAUAAACUAAAACUUGAAUUCUAAAUAAUGUCUAAAUCCAAUUUUUGUGCCGCAGGAGAUGUUCAUUUUCGCAUAUACGAGUCUGCUUCUGCAAAGCAUAUUUAUAUACGCUCGCGUAGAAGCAACAAGAAAUGGUCGAUGCAUGCACAGCUAGUAUCCUAUCCAAUGUUGGUUUAUCAUUCUCGUUCGCAAUUUAUCAGAACGCCGACAGAGCCGCUGCUGACCGGCCUGCAAAAAGACAAGCAAGCAAUAGAAGAAGCCAAAUAUCACGGGAGCAACCAGUACGACAGUGAAGACGGGAUGGGAUUUGCAUGUAGGCAAGGACCACAUAGCGUGCCUAGGCCGUGGUGAGCAACAGUGUUCGUUGAAGAACACUUGGUGCUCGCGCAAGAUAUUGCAUGUGCUUGGUCGCCACAAAGGUAUUUGCUCGCCUUAAAAGUGCCUCCUCAUCCCCGUCUUUUCGCUCCCAUAGACAACACGUAGGAGGGGAACACGAGAUAGAACACUGGCACAAGCAGCAGGAAGUGUCGCUGUUCGAAGACGAGGAAGCCACGGUCGUGCGCAUUCCGAAGGCGCCGGGCGCGGGGAAGAUGCACCCCACGAGGAUGCAGGAACCCUAUCUGCCGGCGACAAACUCGGCGGAAAACGCGUGGCUGCUGUCAGUCCUGUGCGUCGUCUUCAGCAUGGUGCUGAUUCCUCUGAACGGAAUACAUCUGUAUGAGGGGCAGUUCUUCUGGAUCAUGAUCGCGACCAGCGGCAGCGUCGCCAUCACCUUCUUCGCGAAAGGCUGUACUAUUUUUUUUCGAUAACUUCGUUUAUGGUGAUAAGUAUUCUUGGAUACUUUCGUGGCGCACCCGCAGCUAAUCAAUGGAUCUUCGAUUACUGUUUGUGAAUAUCAUGCGGGCCAUUUUUUGGUGCUGGCUCCACAACCAAAGGGAAGCAUUUGUGGAGAAAACAUCCGCCUUCAUCUAACAUCACAGUCCUCGACGCGCUGCUGAAAACGCAUUGCAAGAAGGUGGUCGGCGGGCAUAGUGCGGCCGAGCUGUCAACCCACCAGGGGAAGAAGUACCAAGUGCUUGCCACCGGGGCGCAGCACUCCCCCACGAAGACCGGUAUAGCGAUGUAAGUCUGCGAGCAAGGGAAGACCGAGACAGGCGUUAAAAACGCUUUCUUCUUGCUCACAUUUUUUAGAUUUUCCGCGUCAACAUGAUAAUGCAAGACCAGUAAAUGCACUUGUGUGGUUGAUGAUUGUGACCUUCGUGAUGUUAAGUACUCAGAAAUCCGUAGAACAGGAGAAAUUUUUUCAUAAAUAGUUAAGCAAGGCUCCUCUGCCUUCUCAUGGUGUGCGAUGCAACAACAAGAACGGGCUAAAAGUUCAGUUAGCGAUUAUUCGUGGCACUUCGGAAUAAUUGAUGAAGAGGAGCUUGCAUGGCAGCAGACCAGCAAAUUCCCAGUCGCUGGAAAAGGACGUACACUGUGGCAUAUUACCCUUCCAAACCUUUUGUAUGUGAAGUACGCUAUUCCCGGUAGGUACGAACAAUUGUGUUGAAAUUUACGUGAUGCCGACUUUGAAGAGCUUCUUGUUCUCCUUACACAUAAGCUCUAGCCUACAAUCACGACCUAGGCACCCAUAAGCUUUCGAUCACGACCUAAGCACCCAGGAGAUGCACUGGGACUAGGCGCCGACGAUGCAUGUACGUGAAAUCACAC